AUGGCCGAUGUGGAUGUUUGCACGAAGGAGAACGACAACAUUGGAGGUGAAGCACGUGGUGUUAAACGUCCAGGUUCCGCUAGUGAAGUUGAUGCAUUGAAGAAGACUAAGAUAGACGAAGAAGUGAUAACGUUGGAAGAAGACGAUGGAAGUCCAUCAGAAGGUUCGGGACGUAUCACACCAUCAACGGCAUCGCGUCCAAGAAGUGCAGCAAGUUCAUCGAGGAAAGGCACUCCAAGGGUAUCGAAGGAAGAACGAGAAGCGGAAAAGGCUCGUAAAGCUCUUCAGAAGAAACUGAAAGAGGAGGAGAGAGAACGUGCGAGGGCAGGAGAAAGAGAGAAUUGCUGA
Molecule: messenger RNA, 348 nt
Organism: Cooperia oncophora
Lineage: Eukaryota; Metazoa; Nematoda; Chromadorea; Rhabditida; Trichostrongylidae
Source: the annotation of a GenBank genome assembly